UGUGAGGUAUCAGAAUCGGAUUAUGGAUCGGAUUAUGUCAGCAAGCAUAGCCGAACCAGAAGAAGAAGCUAGUAAGAGCCGAGGAGUUACAACAUACGCUGAAUCAGAAGAGAAAGAGCCAGUAAGAGCCGAGGAAUUACAGCAGUCGACUAGAUUCAAAGAGAGACUGAGAAAACAUUAGAAAUAAUAUAUAAAGAGAGAAUCCUGCGAAGAAGAUUCUUUCAAGAGGAGGUUUAGAAAAGGAUUAAGCAAUUAAUACAAGCCCAAGUUUACCUUAAGG
Messenger RNA from Williopsis jadinii, 280 nucleotides. RefSeq lists its product as uncharacterized. The record is from RefSeq and is a predicted model, not a curated record. NCBI's taxonomy places the organism in Eukaryota, Fungi, Ascomycota, Saccharomycetes, Phaffomycetales, Wickerhamomycetaceae. The transcript has 2 exons. Bases 23 to 181 code for a protein of 52 amino acids.